Messenger RNA from Osmerus eperlanus (European smelt), 2055 nucleotides. RefSeq names its product chromobox homolog 3b (gene cbx3b). Gene Ontology annotation, molecular function: chromatin binding. The record is from RefSeq and is a predicted model, not a curated record. The transcript is spliced from 5 exons. Bases 176 to 763 code for a protein of 195 amino acids. Lineage: Eukaryota; Metazoa; Chordata; Actinopteri; Osmeriformes; Osmeridae. Gene Ontology annotation, cellular component: pericentric heterochromatin; nucleus. Gene Ontology annotation, biological process: negative regulation of transcription by RNA polymerase II; chromatin organization.
CACGGCCAUCUUUGUUAUCUCUCAUUCAUGAAAAGUUUAUUUUUAUGCAAUCCAACGAUUGCCGUGGAGGUUUACGGAUGCACAGGCGGUAGUUUUGGGGGAACAAUAAUUACGUUGGCUGUACAACAAGUAACGCAGCUUCUGGCAAGAAACAUUCACCACAGAAAGUCUUACAAUGAGAAAGAAACAGAAUGUGAAACAGAGGAAGCCAGAGGAGACCACUGUCGUACAAGAAUUUGUGGUUGAGAAAAUUAUCCGUCGAAGAGUCUUUGAUGGAAGAGUGGAGUACUUUCUCAAGUGGAAAGGCUUCACCGAUGCUGAUAACACCUGGGAACCUGAAGACAAUUUAGAUUGCCCGGAACUCAUCCAGGAGUUUCUUAAAAAUCUCCACCUGACAGGAGAGAAUGAGGUAGAGAACCUGCAAGUUCUGGAUCCAGAUAUCAUCCCAAAACAGGAAGCGGACGAGCAGGAGACAGAGAUUCAGCAGGCCUAUAGUGAGCAGAGGGACAGCACACAGGCAGACAGCCAGCAGGCUGGAGAACAGCCUUUAGAAGCCUCCAACACCCUCACUUCUCACCUGGAACCUGACUGCAUCAUCGGCUCCACAGACAAACAAGGACAGCUCAUGUUCCUGGUCAAAUGGAAGAACUCGGACGAGGUGGCCUUGCUGUCGGCUCGCGAAGCCAGCGCCAGAUGUCCCCAGGUAGUCGUCAAGUUCUACGAGCAGAAGCUGACCUGGCACUGUGGAGAGGAGGAGCAGUGAAUUCUGUGUGUCAGAAGGGCAUGCGGGUAUGUUGGUUGAGAGCGUGUGUGUUUGUGUUGGAAGAUGCUAGAGAAGGUGUUGGAAGAGUGUGGUUUUUGCGUGUGUAUGUACUCUGCGUGUUGGGUGUGUGUGUACGUGUUGAGAGAGCGUGUGCACCUGUUAGGUGAGUGUGUGCAUGUUGAGUGAACGUGUGGGUGUGUGUGUAUGUGUGUUGGGAAUGUGUAGUUGUAAGGAGUGUGUGUGUCAGGAGUGUGUGUGCCGGAGCAAGGAGGUGAACUGACAAACAGCAGUAGGCAGAUCGCUGCAGUACGCAGAUAUUUAUAAUGCUUCCUGUGGUGCUUGAUAAGGUCACAAUGCCUUUGUGGAAUACUCAUGGUGGUUGUUGUUGAAACCCAACCUUGGUGUCUGCCCCUUGGUGUUUUCACGUAGCAACAAACUCAAUCACUGUGCAAGGGGUCUCUGUAGUGUGGACUUAGCUACUGUUACCUUCUCUGUGUGGAUGUAGAUAUGGACCCCUCAAACUACAGUAAGGCCAUGUAGUAGAUGUAGUAGUAGUAGUAGCAUAUUACAACUACAGUAUUUCUGCCUCUGAGCUUUAAAGCUCUUCCUUUUGGGCCUGUUCGUGGUUGUGAAAUGUAGGAUAUGUAUCUUUAGACUGAAUAGUUAACUACUGUCCAUCAAUAAUUAUACCUCCAGUCCUUGUACCCAGUUGGGUAUAUUUGAUUAUGUGCUGCAGAUAUGUUGUGCGUUAACUAAUACUAAUACAAUUGAACUACUAAAUGUAGAAUAGUGUUGUUGGAAUGUUGUGAUGUGUGUAUAAUCUAACCAGUUAUACCUGAUCUUUGGUAAUCAAAUAUGAUGUCAUGGAAAUGUCCCUUGUGGUUCAUGAAGAAUGUCUGAACACUAGGUUUAUUGUUAUAUCCAAGCAGCUGCUCAAAACCAAAUCUUUGCACCUUUUAGUCAUUAUUAAUGACAUGUUUUUAGUCAGUUGUGUUGUUAGUUUUUCUAAAAUGUUCAGCCAGACAAUACCUUUCCAAACUCAUCCCAAGUGUGCAUUUAACUCCUAUAUUUACUGUGUGAGUAGUUAGCUCAUGUUUGAUAGCACUUUAGCAAGGCUGCUCUGUUAUUGAGGUUACUCUUCCAUUAGUCUCUCAGACCUGUCAUUGGUAAAUACAUGACUAACUGAUUUUGCAUGUCUCCCAUGACUACUGUGUUAUGGGACAGUCAAUGGACCCUCUCACCAUCUCUCUGUCGACCAUGAAUCUGUGAAUAAAGAUGGUGUCCUGGGUUCC